AUUUUAUUUCCGAUAAAUAAAUAAGGAAACAUGAGGAGAAAAGGCAAGUGGACGGACAGCAUAGGCGAUGCUGUGAGUGGUGCCAAGAGGCACUUGUCACGUCCUGGUGACAGAAGCUCUGAUGAAGACGGGACUAUGCAAACAAGGAAUGAUGACUUUUAUGACCCAUCGUACUCAUCACACAGGGGUGGUUCUCGUAAGAAGAGAUCACGGUCGCCGUACUACAACUCCGAUAUGAAUGAAGACCAUAUUAGAGAUGUGGAACACCAGAGAGAAAUUGAUGAUCUAAAAUACGGAGUGGCUAAAAAUUAUAGAAGCAUCGAGAAGAAAGUGGACAAAGUGCUUGACAUUAACGAUGAAGAGCUCAUUCGACUCAAUAAUCGAGUAGAUUAUCUUGCUAGCAAGGUCAACAAGGCAGGCCACCAGGAUGUAGAGGCCUUGAGGGAUUACAUGGAGCAUAAAUUCAAGGACUCUGAGAAGAAAAGUCUUAAAGCAUUCGAAGAGCUUGAGAAGCAAAAUGCCCACCUUCAAAAAUAAGAUCUUCACUCUUGAAAAAGUAGUCAAUGGAGUUAUGAACGAAAAGGGUGGAGCUCCUACUAAAGAACUCACCGAUGAGAUCAAUACUCUUUAUACAAAGAAAAGGGAGCAGGCUGCCAAGCUAGACCAAGCCUUAGCAAGAAUAGCCAACCUAGAGAAGGACCUUUUUGAUAGGCAAGAUUCACUUGGGAAAAAUAAAAUCUCUGACCGAGAACUAGUAGCUCUCAGAGGAGAGAUGAACAGCAAGAUCAAAGACAUUCAGCUCAGACAAGAGAAGGAUCUCAACCUGACUGACAAGCGCCUUCACAAAAGGAUUGAUGAUAUCCAGGGAGCCAUCGAACAACUUGACCAAGGAAUAGAUGCUAUUGAACAGAGAAGGCUUAACGGUGAGAACAACCUACUCAAGAAAUCAGUCCAGCUUCUCAAAGAAGGAAGCAUGGAUGAUGUCUUGUACGACAUGAAGAGACGUAUCAAAGACAUUGAGACACACAUCCACAAACCUGUAGCACCUGAAAGGAUCAACAUUGAGAAGGAAGAAAUCAUUAAGGAACUUGUCCAAGGCAUGGCCCAAUUCGAAAGAGACAUAACUGACAUGAAGAAGCAACUAGGUGAGCAUGACCAAGAUAUCCAAGACGAAGCUAAAUUAUUGAAUGUCUUAGACCAAGAGAAGAUCAAGGAUAAAGCCAAGCUCGAGAAUUUGAGAGUUCAGAUCCUGGAACUUGACAGAAAUUAUGAGGCACUUAAAAGAGAUAAGGCCCAAACAAACCAAGACAUUGAUGAUCUUAGGCUAGCUUGUGAAUCAGAGUUUAAUCAUGUGAAGAAAGCAGAGAUAACUGAUUUCAAAAACCUUAAUAGCAAAAUUAACGAGUUAACAAACCUCCAGGACAUAGUUGAGCAUCUCUCCAAUCAAGUGGAAUAUCAACAGAGAGAAAUUGAUGGAGUCAGGAAGGAAAAUAGUCAUGGACCUGUUAAAAUUAAAAACAGAGUUGGAACUGAUGCACUGAGUAGCUCAAUGUCACCUGCAACUAUGCUCUUCUCUGACCUAAAGAAUAAGAGACAUCCUGAAUCUGAUGAGACCUUAGCAAAAUAUACCGAUACCCCAUUGACAACAAAAUUCCGUGAGAAGCUAUUAUCAAGAUCAAGAAUCGAAAAUCCAAACUUAAGGGACAAUAAUAAUUCAGACUCUGACGAUCAUAAACCAAGAGAGACAGAUUUCCUUAAAACAAUCCUAAACAAGACGCAGGACUCUGAUAGAGAAAGUGACCCAAGAAGAUCAACUUUCCUAGCAGACCCAUUCAAAAUGAAACACAACAAAGCAGAUCAUAGACCCAGUAGAGAUAAAAGUCAUGACAGAACUCAAAAGAGAAGGAGGGAUUCUCUUUCAUCAAAAUACUCAUACGACCAGAAAAAGCAAGUGAGCAAGCAAAACGAGAAGCUUAACAAAGGAGACAAAUCAGGUCUAAACCCAUCGACUAACAAAGGUAUGCAGCCCAACAAACCAAACAAGGGUAAACCAAAGACUUCGAAGUCCUUAAAAAAAUCCAGAUCAAAGUCUAAAAUCAGCCACAAGAGUGAAGAGAGCUAUUCAGAAGAGGGUUCUGAAGGUUCUGACUUGCCUCGUGGCCCAAUCAAUCCGCCUAGUUCUGUGGGUGAUAAGGUGAGCAACCUGAACAAGAUGAACAACACUGUUAAGAAGAAGAAUAAAUAA
Molecule: messenger RNA, 2245 nt
Organism: Moneuplotes crassus
Lineage: Eukaryota; Ciliophora; Spirotrichea; Euplotida; Euplotidae
Source: the annotation of a GenBank genome assembly